Solea solea (common sole) is the source of this 3460-nucleotide messenger RNA. RefSeq names its product platelet-derived growth factor beta polypeptide a (gene pdgfba). Gene Ontology annotation, biological process: positive regulation of MAP kinase activity; positive regulation of phosphatidylinositol 3-kinase/protein kinase B signal transduction; positive regulation of cell migration. The transcript is spliced from 7 exons. Gene Ontology annotation, cellular component: membrane. The record is from RefSeq and is a predicted model, not a curated record. Bases 869 to 2506 code for a protein of 545 amino acids. Gene Ontology annotation, molecular function: platelet-derived growth factor receptor binding; growth factor activity. NCBI's taxonomy places the organism in Eukaryota, Metazoa, Chordata, Actinopteri, Pleuronectiformes, Soleidae.
GCAACCAGAGAGCAGAAGCGCGAGAGGCGAGAACAACCUGAUCCAGCGCAGGAGUUUGUGAACGGAGCAGUUCAGAGAAGAGAAGAGAGGGAGCAGAGACACGGAGAGGUGGCGUGUGACAGAUACAGGGAGCCGCUAUCGAACACAGAGACGCGAUUAAAUGAGACAGAUGCAACGUGCAGUCAAGUGAGUCGCGCUGGGAUGAGAAUAAUCUGACUUUGCAGAGGAGCGUCCAGAGAAUUACGCACGAAGCGCGUUCUCCCCCCAGAUUUGACCAACUUUUACGCACGGACCUCUGGAGUUGCGUGGUUUUUUACUAAUGCGCAGAAUGGUGCAUUACUUUUUACAUUAAAGUGUGCUUUUGUAGGGAGAGCUCGUUAUGAUAUGCGUUUAAGAAGAAGUGUGACACGACAGUGGGCGCAUCUUUGACGCACGUUCACGAAAUAUUUUUUGGUUUAAAAGGGAGAGAUUUUUGGAAUUGCUGCCGGGCCUGACUGGAGCUCCCCACUGACACUGCAGACUGAUAUUAUAUUUGGCGUGUGUUGCUGCUGCGGACGCAGUCACACAGAAUAGUAAACAUCCACGCACCUGUCCCGCAGCACGACCCACGUCUGCGCUUGAGAGUUUUCAAAACAGCGAUGGACACAGUCAGACGUCUAGCCUGCGCGUGAGUCACCGUGAGCAAACACUUGGACCGGCGGCGCGUAAAAAGGCACUGACACAUUUGGAGGAUAUAAAGCAGUGCGCGCGCUGCGCCAGCGAACCCAGAGCACGACACCGGGAAGAGGCUCGGUGCUGCCGGGGGAUUGGACGCCGAGGUGCUAAAUGCCCAGCCGGUCGCUUGCGGCUCCUCAGGCUGGGCGGCGACAUGAGGUCCUGGGUCCUGGUGGUGCUGUUGGCUGCGCUGUCAGCGGCUCGUCUGCGGCCCGGCAGCUCUGAGGGCGAUCCUCUCCCUCCGUCGCUGGUCGACUUGGUGAGGAACUCACCCAUCUCCUCUGUAGACGACUUGAAGCUGCUGCUGGAGCAGGAGACCAAUGCAAUAGAAGAGGAAGAAGAUGAGCACGAUAUUCUCACAAACCACACCCAUGGCAGAUACACUAGAAGUCUUGUGGAGGCGCAGCCAGCGGAGCCGGCAAGCUGUAAAGUUCGGACAGAGGUGAUGGAGGUGACCAGGUCCAUGCUAGACCGCCGCAACGCCAAUUUCCUGCUGUGGCCGUCCUGCGUUGAGGUGCAGAGAUGUUCUGGCUGCUGCAACACAAGGUUCCAGCAGUGCGUCCCCGUGGUCACGUCCAGCAGAUAUCUGCAGGUGAUAAAGAUCCAGUACAUUAAUAAAAAAGCCCACUAUGAAAAAGCCAUAAUCUCCGUGGAAGAUCAUGUCACCUGCAGGUGCCAGUCCUCUUCGUCCUCUUCAUCGUCCUCGUCCCUUCCCGUCACCCACCCCAAUCCUCCUCAACCUGCACCACAACAGACUCCACCGUCUUCCCACCUGCCCCUUCCCCGCACCGUUCACCCUGCUCCACCCAAGACUCACACCUCCAAGGCCGACCUCCAUCGCCACGACGACCUGAAGCACAACCAGCAGCGCUACCGUCCGGAGGAGCGCGACCCGGUGGCCAGGCAGUGGCAACAAGGCAGCUACACCCAGCUGGUGCACUGGACGCAACCUCGGGCGCCCACGCACGUACAGUCAGGUGUGCACCAACCCAUCGCCGGGGUGCUUGGGUCUGUGGGUAGCUGGCCAUCUGAGGCAAGGGGGGAGCACAGUGUCAUGGGAAGUAAGCAGCAGGUCGGGCAUGGGAGUGGCUAUGACGGGAGCAAGGAGGAAGGCAGCAUGCACGCGGCAAGCAGUGGCGGCGAGGUGCAUCAUCCUGACCACGCCCAGAGGCAGCAGCAGGCAGUGCAGCAUCAACAGAGACAGCAGUACCAGUAUCAUCACCAACAGUAUAACCAUGGAGGAGCGGAGGACCAGGAGCUGAGGACGCAGUAUCGACUCAACGGCCCCCAAUCAGACAGUGCCUCCCCACCCAGCAUCCCGACCAAGCCGCCCACAUCAGGACAAUACCCCACCCUCCCUCUGACCACACGCCAGAAAGACACAGUGACCAGCCAGAAAAAUAUAGAGGUCACAACUCACACACAGACUUUGACUGAAGAAGUCAUUCAAAAAGGAGUGGGCGAGAGAGAGGAAAGUGGCUCAACUGUUAGCGGGGACUCGACUGUGGCCGAGCGCCCCAGUGAAGGGAAGGAAACAGACUCUAAGUUGACCAUAGAUGAUGGUCCUUUUACAGAGGAGGAGAGGAGACAGAAACUUCUAGCGAUGGUACAGAGCGACCAGGAUAAACAAACUCAUCUCCAUCCACAAAGACCAAAGCCGACAGCACAGUCCACUGGGGCUCCCAGCUCAGCCUCUGCACACCAGGCCCCCUUACGCCCGGCCUCGCAUCGCCGCAGGAGGAAACACCGCAAACGCAUCAGCAAAGCAGCCAUCAGAGCAAUGAUCAUGUAAGGAUGCAGGAGCUGGUAAAGCUAAAGGAAGACUCCGUCCAGGCCUCCAGAGAGACAGAGAAGAUGUGAAGAAAAGCCCGGGAACCAGCAGAGGUGAAGGACACCGCUGCUGUUUUCUGUGGACACCUUCAGAGAAAGUAAACUUCCCUGCUGCGGAGCUGCCGGCUUCAUGAAUUCGAGAGAAAGACGUGCAAUCUUAUGAACUCCUCUGGACUGGAAGAUGUUUGUCACACUAAACACUGGAUUGAAACUGUAUGAAACACAAAUCCUGUUCACGUGGGGAUCGAUGGAAGUUCAUCCAGAAGCUCAAAGCUGAACUGACCGCGCGCCUUCGCAGUGGGCAGCCAUUGUUUGGCUGCUUUGUUCAGCGCAACUACUGAUUGACAAAUGACUACAUGUUAUGGAGCUCAAGAAGCUGAAGAAGCAACGACGUGGAGAACUGGAUUUCUACACUGGGACGAUAACUGGAAACUGAGAGAGCAGCACAGGCCUCCACGCUUAACAUUACUGUUAUCUAACUACGACACUGGAGUAGCCAUACACUGAUCAUACUACACUGACUUUAGAGACGUGCCCUGCCGUGUACUGUAGAAAAUAUCAAUAACCCGCUCAUUUUGUACUACUGCCAGAUCCAAAUGGAAUAACAAAAAGAAAAAUAAAGAAAUGCCUGCCUAGAUAACGUGCUAUGAAUAUACACAUUAAAGCAAAUCUUAAAGACCUGGCUUUUAGAGAUUGCUGUGAGCCAGUUAUAGUAAAACACUGAACGUAUAAAUGCUUUUAGAAAAAUGAUAUCCCGGGGGACAAAGAGAAUCUUUAUUUCUUAACUUAUUUAAAAAUAAACAAAUGGCGGAUUGAAAGUCCUCCACUUCUCAAGUGUAAUUAUUGUUGCAAACAUGUUUCAGAUUAUAAUUAUUGGUUGUACAACUGUUCCUGUCAUGAAUGUUAUUUUUUAAUA